This is a messenger RNA of Ailuropoda melanoleuca (giant panda), 4338 nucleotides long. It is a transcript of the gene VPS41, whose product is annotated as VPS41 subunit of HOPS complex. Gene Ontology annotation, molecular function: protein binding. Lineage: Eukaryota; Metazoa; Chordata; Mammalia; Carnivora; Ursidae. Gene Ontology annotation, biological process: protein targeting to vacuole; endosomal vesicle fusion; cellular response to starvation. The record is from RefSeq and is a predicted model, not a curated record. Bases 23 to 2587 code for a protein of 854 amino acids. Gene Ontology annotation, cellular component: late endosome; HOPS complex. The transcript has 29 exons.
CAUGUGACUCCCCGGAGGCACCAUGGCGGAAGCAGAGGAGCAGGAAACCGAGUCUCUGGAAGAAUCUACAGAUGAGUCUGAGGAAGAAGAAAGUGAAGAGGAGCCCAAACUGAAGUAUGAAAGGCUUUCCAAUGGGGUAACUGAAAUCCUUCAGAAGGACGCAGCUAGCUGCAUGACAGUCCAUGACAAGUUUUUGGCACUGGGCACGCAUUAUGGCAAGGUUUAUUUACUUGAUGUCCAGGGGAACAUCACUCAGAAGUUUGAUGUAAGUCCUGUGAAGAUAAAUCAGAUUAGCCUGGACGAGAGUGGAGAGCACAUGGGCAUGUGUUCAGAGGAUGGCAAGGUGCAGGUGUUUGGACUGUAUUCUGGAGAAGAAUUUCAUGAGACUUUCGACUGUCCCAUUAAAAUCAUUGCCGUGCACCCGCAUUUCGUGAGAUCCAGCUGCAAGCAGUUUGUGACUGGAGGGAAGAAGUUGCUGCUAUUCGAACGAUCUUGGAUGAGCAGAUGGAAGUCUUCUGUCCUGCACGAAGGGGAAGGGAACAUACGGAGCGUGAAGUGGAAAGGCCAUCUGAUUGCUUGGGCCAAUAAUAUGGGUGUGAAGAUUUUUGACAUAACCUCCAAGCAGAGAAUCACCAACGUGCCCCGGGAUGACAUAAGUCUUCGCCCAGAUAUGUAUCCAUGCAGCCUCUGCUGGAAGGACAAUGUGACGCUGAUUAUUGGCUGGGGGACUUCUGUCAAGAUCUGCUCAGUGAAGGAGCGGCACGCCAGUGAAAUGAGGGAUUUGCCAAGUCGAUAUGUUGAAAUAGUGUCUCAGUUUGAAACUGAAUUCUACAUCAGUGGGCUUGCACCUCUCUGCGAUCAGCUUGUGGUUCUUUCCUAUGUGAAGGAGGUGUCGGAAAAAACGGAAAGAGAAUACUGUGCCAGGCCAAGACUGGAUAUUAUCCAGCCACUCUCUGAAACCUGUGAAGAGAUCUCUUCCGACGCUCUGACAGUGAGAGGCUUUCAGGAGAACGAGUGUAGAGAUUAUCAUUUAGAGUACUCUGAAGGGGAACCGCUCUUCUACAUCGUGAGUCCAAGAGACGUGGUAGUAGCCAAGGAACGAGACCAAGACGACCACAUCGACUGGCUCCUCGAAAAGAAGAAAUACGAGGAAGCUUUGAUGGCAGCUGAAAUCAGCCAGAAGAACAUUAAAAGACAUAAGAUUCUAGAUAUCGGCUUGGCAUAUAUAAACCACCUGGUGGAGAAAGGAGAGUAUGACAUAGCAGCACGAAAAUGCCAGAAAAUUCUUGGGAAAAAUGCAGCACUCUGGGAAUAUGAAGUUUAUAAAUUUAAAGAAAUUGGACAGCUUAAGGCUAUUAGUCCUUACUUGCCAAGAGGAGAUCCAGUUCUGAAACCACUCAUCUAUGAAAUGAUCUUACAUGAAUUUUUGGAAAGUGAUUACGAGGGUUUUGCCACUCUGAUCCGAGAAUGGCCUGGAGAUCUGUACAACAAUUCAGUCAUCGUUCAAGCAGUUCGGGACCACCUGAAGAAGGAUAGUCAGAAUAGGACCUUGCUCAAAACCCUGGCAGACUUGUACACCUAUGACAAAAACUAUGGCAAUGCUCUGGAGAUAUACUUAACAUUAAGACACAAGGACGUUUUCCAGUUGAUCCACAAGCAUAAUCUUUUCAGUUCUAUCAAGGAUAAAAUUGUUUUAUUAAUGGAUUUUGAUUCUGAGAAAGCUGUCGACAUGCUUUUGGACAACGAAGACAAAAUUUCAAUUAAAAAGGUAGUGGAAGAACUGGAAGACAGACCAGAGUUGCAGCACGUGUAUCUGCAUAAGCUUUUCAAGAGAGACCAUCAUAAGGGGCAGCGCUACCAUGAAAAACAGAUCAGUCUUUAUGCUGAAUAUGAUCGACCAAACUUACUUCCCUUUCUCCGAGAUAGUACCCAUUGCCCACUCGAAAAGGCUCUUGAGAUCUGUCAACAGAGAAACUUCGUAGAAGAGACAGUCUAUCUUCUGAGCCGAAUGGGGAAUAGCCGAAGUGCCCUGAAGAUGAUCAUGGAGGAAUUACAUGAUGUUGAUAAAGCAAUUGAAUUUGCCAAGGAGCAAGACGAUGGAGAACUCUGGGAAGAUCUGAUUUUAUAUUCCAUCGACAAACCACCAUUUAUCACUGGCUUGUUAAACAACAUUGGCACGCAUGUGGACCCAAUUCUCUUGAUUCACCGUAUUAAGGAAGGGAUGGAGAUCCCCAAUUUGAGAGACUCCUUGGUUAAAAUUCUGCAAGACUACAAUUUGCAAAUUCUGCUUCGUGAAGGCUGCAAGAAGAUUCUCGUAGCGGACUCUUUGUCCUUACUGAAGAGAAUGCACCGAACUCAAAUGAAAGGCGUUCUGGUCGAUGAGGAGAACAUUUGUGAAUCGUGCCUUUCCCCUGUUCUUCCAGCAGAUGCCGCUAAGCCCUUCAGCGUAGUGGUCUUCCACUGCCGCCACAUGUUCCACAAGGAGUGCCUGCCCGUGCCCAGCAUGAGCUCCCCCGCGCAGUUCUGCGGCAUCUGCAGCGCCAAGCACCGCGGCCCGGGGAGCGCCAUCCUGGAGAUGAAGAAGUAGCCCGGCCCAUCCCCCUCAUCAUCGCCGCUCUCCUGAAGACGGUUGGUUUGUGGACCCUAGUGCUGUUACAGGAUUUGUACGUGUUUAUGUGCUGCUCAAAGAACAGUGUCUUCCUCCUUGCCUGUCUACUAGAGGUUUCCCCCAUCCAGGUCUCGACAUCCUUGGAGUCACAGUCCGUAUUUCUUCAUUUGUUUGGCUCAUUCUUUAUGUAGGAAAAGUCAGUCUGGGAGUUGGAAAUGAAUUUCUAGAUCCUAGGAGAACUGGCCAUGGAGCGUCUGGACUGCCGAGAGCGGGCUCUUCUGCCAUCCGUCCUCACGCUCUGGGUUUGGCUUUUUUUUUUUUUUUUUAAUGUCAUCAGCUGUAGUUACCUUCUUAAUAGGCAUGUAAUGAAGCAUUGUGUAAAUUGUCACUUAUUCAAGGACAUCUGGGAAUAACACGAGCCGGCUGACGUCAUGCUGUUUUAUGAUAACUGAUCACACGUUCUCUGUGUCUGCCGACUGAAUAAAUGUUAGCUCUUACCAUUAUGAAAGACUCCCUUCUAGUGGCUUGAACAACUUCAUCCCGGAAUUCUGGCACGCCGAGUGGAGGAGAGUUUCCACACCUUCGAGUGUGAGGGGUCGUGGUUAGGUUUUGCUCACAGGGAGGAAGGGAGGGACACCGCAGGGUCUGAGAGGGAUUCGCAGGAGAAGUGGCACUGUCCAGUGAUGGAGAGUGGGCACAAGUUUCCUGGAGCCUUCUCUGGAGCCUCGUCAGCCCUCGUGGAACCUAGAGAACAUAGAAUGCAGGAUGGUCUUACAGUUAUUGGUUUCAUCUGUCUUGGGAUAGGUGGCCGUUCUCUUGCCAUGGGUGCAGAAGUAGGGAAAACACUGUCACCACUUAGUCCCACAAAUGCAAAUAAAUGCAACUUUCUGCUUCGUUUUGGGGAGAGGGUGGGAUGCUAAUGAGUUCUGAGCGCCUACUGACCAGUGGCCCUGGCAUCUCCUGUCAUGCUCCCUGUGCCUCCAGAAAGAACAUACCACGUCCCUCGGUUUCCUGACAAAGCGACUAAAGUGUAGAGAUGCUCUCACAGUCACAGGUGAAGGUGAGCUUCAGAGCAGGGCUCCUUUCAAGAAACCAGGGUGGAGGGGGUGAUUUGGAGGAAAUUCAUGGCACAUCUCCGCAGUGGAGUCAAAAAGCAUGUUCUCUAGUGGACAACAGGCUUUCCCCAUUAGUCUUAAAUAUCCCAAAGUGGGAAGUUCUCAGCCCCCUCGGCAUCAUAUCCCCUCGUUCCAAAGCUAGUGCUCUUUCUGCUCUGUUCCCCAUCUGUUCUAACCAGAGAAGUCCUUCCUUCACAGAAGACCUCACCAGCCCAGUCUGAAACACAGGUGAGCAGCAAAGCUGCUGCUCGCAGGCUGGAGGGGAGGCCGUGGUUGUAAAUGCACGUUCGCCUCCCCCCCUUACAGAAAGCCAUUCGGAGUGUGAAACAGCCAAGUGCAAAGUUAUUUUGUGAUAGUGGUUUCUUUUGCUUUUAGCCGAAAGGAUUUUACACUAGUUUUAGAAAGGGAAGUUCUUAACAAAUUUUUAAUUUGGUUGUUACAGUGUUAAAGAUGUGAGCAAUUACCAUGUGUCGGACACUAUUACAAGCACUUUGUUUUACUUCUUGCUCACCCCACCCUCAUCAUCUUACAGGUGAGGAGACUGGAGCACCUAGGAGCCAGGCCAGCUGUCUAAGGUCAGGAGCAGGCAGGCGGCCUGCAGCGUCUGUGAUCUUU